ACCAAACGUUUCAGAGACUUUGACGUCCUCACCUUAGAAGUGGACGAACACCGGAGAACUCUCAAAAAUGAGGUUCUUUGCAGUCCUCCGUUGCUCCAGGAUAUCCAAAUCCAGUGUUAAUAUGACAGAAUUUAUGAAAAAUUUUCCAGCAGAAGUAGCACCUAAAGCGAAAGAGUUAGCAGUGUUAAACCAAGGAUUAUCUGGAGCCUUAACAAACAAACCUGACACCAAGCCAACUGUGGAUUUUGAUUAUUACAAAAGCAGGAUACCCGACAAAGCCUUUGUUGAUAAACUAGAGAAAUUUUACACUUCGGCCACUAUUCCUUACCCCAAUGACCCCGACAAUAAGAAGGUUACAUUGGAGGAGGAGAAAAGGAAAAUUUCACAGAGUGGGGAAGACAUGGUUGAGGAAAUGGACUUGAUCAUUUUUGAAAAUGAUCUCAAGAUGAAGGCCAUCAACAGCCUACCUCCCAUGCAGCACAUGUCGCGGGAAAUGUUGUGUUACUACUUCCCGGAUGCCUCCAACAAUGACGAGAAGUCACCUGUAUCGGAGGGUAGGUUCUAUGGAAUCAGGUGGUUCCCUGGAUAUUCCUAUGGUUUCGACAGGUACCCUAAGUGGCAACUUGGAAACCGAUUCAACAAUGAAUGGGAAUUCUUUCCUCCCAAGGAAAUUAGCCAGAGAUGGGAAAAUCUGAACCUACAGUUCAAGAGAGAGGAACAGUUUCUGAUGGACGACUCCAAACCAGCUGAGAAAUAAUGUAGACAGUUCAUAACUCACAAAGUGUUUGCAAUUUCUGCUGUUUGUGAUUAGAGCAGAAAACCUGACUAGUGUGUUUCGUAUCACAUUCGGUCAUAUUGUAUUACAUAAUAAAUUCUGUUAAACUCAAA
Magallana angulata is the source of this 888-nucleotide messenger RNA. RefSeq names its product ATP synthase subunit d, mitochondrial-like. Gene Ontology annotation, molecular function: proton transmembrane transporter activity. The transcript has 5 exons. Bases 68 to 757 code for a protein of 229 amino acids. Gene Ontology annotation, biological process: proton motive force-driven ATP synthesis. The record is from RefSeq and is a predicted model, not a curated record. Lineage: Eukaryota; Metazoa; Mollusca; Bivalvia; Ostreida; Ostreidae.